Molecule: messenger RNA, 1173 nt
Organism: Pieris macdunnoughi
Lineage: Eukaryota; Metazoa; Arthropoda; Insecta; Lepidoptera; Pieridae
Source: the annotation of a GenBank genome assembly
AUGAUUAAUAUCUUUACAGAACCAAAGAAAGACAAAUUGGAAAAUGGAGGUGAGCUAGUGAGACCCGAGAGGCCGAACACGUUGUCGGCCGGCAAGCUUCCGAGGCGGAUAUGUUAUCAAGGAGACGCGGGUGGGUAUGGUGGUGGAAGCGAUGGAACGGACGGCAGUUCCGAGGAGCAACUUAUGCUUUCGGAAUUGCCGGAGCCGCCCAUCGCGCUAUCCGAUAUAGGACCCAUUCCUCCUCCGCCUAUGUUCAGCUCGCCAAGCCCAACACGACAUCAUCACCAGCAUCCUUUGCCGCAUCCUUUAUCUGAUUCUGAAGAUGAAGAUGACCAAGACGAUGAUGACGUGGAAACUCCAAUAGAUAUGUCCCGAAUUGAGGAAAUCCCACCGAAGGAGCCUAGUUUCAAUGCGGUUCCACUCAAAUCGGCUCUUAAGAAGCGACCAGCCCCUAACGCGUCACCCAAUCCCACGCCCAUCACAACACCGCUAGCACCGAGACAGGAUCACCAUCACGCCACAUUUAAACGGCCGCCGCCGAAAACAAGGAUCCGCAUAUGCACAAACAGUCGGCCGAUACGUGUAGUCAACACACUAGAAAAUAAGGAGAACAAUCGUCCGGUCCAAUGGGAAGGUGAACAUCGCGAUGAUUAUUCCAGCGAUUCUGAACGCGUCGCUGCGAAACUCGCGAGGAAGGAAAGCCUUAACAUCAAGUUGGCUUUGCGCCCCGAUCGACAGGAACUCAUUAACAGAAACAUAUUGGUGGUGCAGAGUGAGCACGAGCGUCAAGAAUCGUGGGAAGCGAUAGGUGCUCGGCUCAUUCGACGACUGUCCAUGCGGCCCACUGCUGAAGAACUGGUCGAGAGAAACAUCCUUAAAAGUCAAUCGCCAGCCGAAGAGAAGAAACAGAAAGAAGAGAAGAAAAGAUAUCUUCUACGUAAGCUCAGUUUUCGUCCCACGGUUGAUGAGCUUAAGGAGAAGAAAAUUAUUCGAUUCAGCGACUACAUUGAAGUCACUCAAGCGCACGACUACGACCGUCGCGCGGACAAGCCGUGGACGCGGCUGACUCCCCGCGACAAAGCCGCCAUCCGGAGGGAGCUCAACGAGUUUAAGAGUUCGGAGAUGGCCGUGCACGAGGAGAGCAAACAUCUCACUAGGUUCCAUAGACCAUGA